Molecule: messenger RNA, 897 nt
Organism: Fimicolochytrium jonesii
Lineage: Eukaryota; Fungi; Chytridiomycota; Chytridiomycetes; Spizellomycetales; Powellomycetaceae
Exons: 2
Coding region: 103-789 (228 amino acids)
Source: RefSeq, a predicted model, not a curated record
CAAGACAAACAAAGUGCGGCGAGCGCGCAAGAUGCCUGGCGUAUUCAUCGUGUCGUUGGACUGGUAAGCGGCGGGAAUACGUCACUUGAACCCACUGAUCCAAUGGCGCGAUGGUCGUUUCCUUCCCUUAGUCACUCAACUCACUCCACCCCUUUCCCCAUCCCAGGCUCUAUGACUCCAUCUGCCGGUGGGACCGCCAAGACGAAACGCGCUACCUCCUCGAACCCGUCUUCCGUCCGACAGCCCUGCCGAUCGACACGCACGCGUCCCCCAAAAGACGCGCAAAACGCACCGCCAAAGCAGACCACGAGUCAGGCUCGGACUCCUCCCCCGACGUCUCAGACGACAACGACGACGACGACGACGAGAAGAUCCUGUCGGGGACGUGGGAACACGAGAACGAUAUUUUCAUCCGGAUUGGGGAGGAUGAUAUUUUGGCGAUGGAUAGGGAGAUUGAGGAGGCGCUUGCGGAGGAGAGUGGGAGUGAUGUUGAUGUGGGUGGUGGGGAUAAGGGUGGUGGGGAGGGGGAGGGACAUGGGGAGGGGAGUAAUGGAGCCGGGGAUAGUCAAUCGUCCGGGUUGGAUUUUGAUGCGCUUUUUGAUGAGGAGUUUGCGGUUUAUGAGGAGAGGAGGGGGAGUGUUGGGGUUGAUGUGGAUGUGGGUGGGAGUGGGAGUGUUGGGAUGGACGUUGCGUGGUAGUCCACAAGCCCAACCACCCCGCAAGAAACCAAAAACGGACGCAAAGCCGCCGUCGUCCCCAUCGCCGCGGCCUCCCAAUCCAUCCUCAUGAAAAGAAGUGGACAGACGCGACGGAGGAGGACGGCGGGAAGGAAUACCUCUGGCCCUUUUUGAUGAAGGAAGAGUGAGGAGAUGUAUGUAUGUGAUUGAUGGUAGGCGA